UAGCCGUUAGAGUGGCCAGAUCGUUGAGGAUAAAAUCCGUUAGUUUUGUCAAGACGCUUAAAACAGCAGGCUAAUCAAACUUUAAAUUUACUGUUAAAUUGCUUAAUUAUGUUUCGAAUUCAUUGCAACAAGUGCUUUUGUCGCCGCAAUACACUUCCGACGUUGGUCUUUCACAUGUCUCGAUGCCAGCACGUAAUAUGCGACACCUGUUUGAACCAAUCCUCGGAAGAAAAGAAGUGUCCAAUUUGCAAGGUGGAUCUUAAUACCGUUCCGAUCAACCGGCAAUUGCCCCGUGGCGUGGCCAACUACUUCGAGGAUCCACUUCGAUUCCAGGUGCUCUACCGCAAGAUCAGCAAGUUUCAUGUCGACCAGCGGGCAUCGGACAACCUGGGGUUCUACCGCCAGAUGCAGGAGCACGAGAAGAACAAACUCCGGCUGGAGGGCUUCUGCAAGAUGGAGGCACAGAUCAACCAGCAGAUCCAACUGGAGAAGAAACGGAUCGCCGAUCUGCGUGCUUACAUCUCGUUCCACGAGGAAGCGGCUCAGAAAAGGCGCCGGAGCAGCAUGGAUGAUAUGCAUCAUGCCAAGGAACUCCACCGGCGUCGUGGUCUACGUCCUCGAACACCCUCCAUUAGCACGACGGACAACACCCAGUCGGAUGAGGCCAUAGAGACCUUUUUCCUGGACUCGGACACAGAUUGCCCGGCGUUGGGCCAAACCCGUGAUUCGCGCAAGAGAAGAUUCGACGGGAAUAUAAACGAGUUCAAUAUCUAAUCAGUUAAUAUCCUCACCGAAAUUACAGAAAUUUUAAUUUUAAUUAAGUUAUGGAUAAUCUUGAACUUUAACCAAACAAGGAAAACAAAGAAAGGUUGUAGCAGAACAACACAGUAGAAACUUUCGACCCUAAUCAAAUAUUUCAGAAAGCGAAGCAUAAUUUCACAUAUAUUUUCCUAAAGCCACCAAUAUUUUCAAGCUCUCUAAGUUUAUGCUAAGGAUCAACAAUAUUAUUAUAUUAAUUGUUUAGUCAAUACAAAUAUAAACCAUAUGUACACUAA
Messenger RNA from Drosophila elegans, 1055 nucleotides. RefSeq names its product RING finger protein nenya (gene nenya). Gene Ontology annotation, molecular function: SUMO transferase activity. The transcript has a single exon. Bases 109 to 774 code for a protein of 221 amino acids. NCBI's taxonomy places the organism in Eukaryota, Metazoa, Arthropoda, Insecta, Diptera, Drosophilidae. The record is from RefSeq and is a predicted model, not a curated record. Gene Ontology annotation, biological process: homologous chromosome pairing at meiosis; reciprocal meiotic recombination; protein sumoylation. Gene Ontology annotation, cellular component: synaptonemal complex.